ACAAACAUUGCAAACAGUCGCUGAGGCAAACAGCAACUUUUGUCCUCUUGAAUUUGUUGUUUCAUAGCCAUACGACACUGAAAGUCAUGGUGUCCUCAGGACGUCAAAUAUUGGGCAUUUCCCUGGCCAUCCUCGGAUUUUUGGGAAGCAUUGUCAUCUGUGGUUUGCCCAACUGGAGGGUGUCGGCGUUCAUUGGAGCCAACAUCGUGACCUCGCAGAACGUUUUGGAAGGUCUCUGGAUGAACUGUGUGGUUCAAAGCACAGGGCAGAUGCAGUGUAAGGUCUAUGACUCUCUUCUCGCCCUUCCUACAGAUCUGCAGGGUGCGAGAGCAUUGAUUAUAGUUGCCAUCAUUGCCGGCGUGUUUGGAAUCAUGAUGUGUAUCGUCGGAGGGAAGUGCACCAACUUUGUGGAAGACGAGGCAUCUAAGGCAAAGGUUGCCAUCGCCAGCGGGGUCAUCUUUAUUAUUGCCGGAGUUCUUGUUCUUGUUCCAGUUUGCUGGACAGCGAACAGCAUAAUCAGAGACUUUUAUAACCCCAUAUUAAUUGACGGCCAGAGGAGAGAGCUUGUCAUGGCUUCCCUGGGCAUGCAAAUGCUGGCUAGUUCUUUGGCUCUUUUGGGUUGGGUGGGAGCUCUCCUGUCCUGUUUCUUCCCCAUGUGGCGUGUGACGGCCUUUGUUGGAACCACCAUCGUCACCUCAGAAAUCAUGUGGGAAGGCAUUUGGAUGAGUUGCGUGACACAGAGCACAGGUCAGAUCCAGUGCAAACCGUAUGAGUCCAUGCUCGCACUCAGCACGGAUCUCCAGGCUGCCCGGGCCCUGAUGGUGAUGUCCAUUCUCAUGGGAGCGGCGGGCCUGAUUUUGGCCUUUCUUGGAGGAAAGUGCACUAUCUUCCUGAGCCGAACCAAAAGCACCAAAGCUAAAGUCGUGGGAGCUGCUGGCAUCAUUCUGAUCGUCGCUGGCAUUCUUUGCUUGAUUCCAGUGUCAUGGUCGGCUUGCAUUGUAGUGAAGGCAUUCUACAACCCACUACUGACGGAUUCGCAGCGCAGGGAGAUUGGGGGAGCCAUUUAUUUAGGCUGGGGUGCAUCUAUCCUACUGGUUUUAGGCGGAGGAAUGCUGUGCACCUCAAUCUGCACAGGGAACACAGUGGAUGACGAUGGUCCGUCUGUGAAAUACUUGGUUGUGCGUUCUUCGCUGGCAGGGUCCAGAAUGGCAGGUUCACAGAGAAUGCGGCCGGUCUCCGUGAGGUCUGUGCCAAACAGUGCUCCUUCUGUGAGGUCAGAGUGGAGUCAGAAAGCACCUUUGAAUCAUCAGAACAGUUUACCCUCCACAGGUUCAGAUCACAGCAAGCCAUCGACCACAAAGUCGCAGCUUGCAAGAGCUGAGUCAGUAGCAGAGUGAGGGGGCGUCAACAAACUCUCAGCGGAUUAAGAAAAGUUUGAAUCAGACCCUGACAUCCGCUGCACCAAGAGACACAUCUGAAGAUCCUUCAAAGACAUAUAUUUGAUUUAAGAAACCUUGAAUUGAUACUCAAGGAUACUCAAGGUCUUGAUACCUUGAGUUGACCCUAUUAGAAUGCAACAGCGUCUUGCACUUGGACAAGCAUAUAUCUGCCGUAGCACUGUGAAUUUAGCAUUAUUAAGAAAAUGUAGAAUUGUUAUUGUUAUUUUAAGCAUUUUUAGACUAUUUAAAAAAAAUUAACGAUAGCACUAUUGCUUAGAUACUAUAUUAAUUUACUUACACUGCACUUAAGUGCAAAUAAUGCUGUAGAUGAAGAUUUAUAAUGUUAAUUAAACAGAGACUUAAAGUGAUAGUUCAACCAAAGUGAUAGUUCUUUCAUCAUUUACUCACCCUCUUGUCAUUUCAAACCUGUAUGACUUUCUUUCUUCCGCAGAACACAAAAGAAGAUAUUUUGAAGAAAGUUGGUAAAUGAACAGCGCUGUCCCCAAUUCACUUCUAUUGUAUAGACACAAAACCAAUGCAAGUGAAUGGGGGCAAGUUAACAACAUUCUUCAAAUUAUCAAAUUAAGAAAGUCAUACAGGUUUGAAAUGACAAGAGGGUGAGUAAGUGUCAGGUUGUAAAGAUUAUCUUGUGAUUCAGCGGUGUAAUGUCAAUCAUUUGUCUAGUUUCACACUGUGUUCAUGGUUGUAUGUGGUAAAAUGUUUUCCCCCCUCACUAAAAUAGUAGAUCUGUUAGCAUAGUUUUUUUUGUCAUUUUUAAAGUAAAGACCCAACACCUCUUUAACAAAUUUAUGGAAAUAUGUCAGUUUCAUUCAAAUCUCAUGUCUUUUUUGUUUGGGAGCUAGUUGUAGAAAGUUCUGGUUGAAAUUGCCCCAUAAAAGCACUCUUACAUUCUUGGCCACACAUGUGGUCCUUCAGAUAUGCUGGACAAUGGUUUAGUUCAGAUUUUCAAGGGAGGGUAAGAACACUCUCUUCGUUGUUUGUCUUUCUUCUGUGUCAACUCGAGCACUGCGUGAAACAGCAGAUUCAGACCAAACCGGUUUAACAGAGAGUAUCAUCUCAUGAAAGCAUUUGCAUGUGGUCAUUUGAAAAGAACUUAAACUGAGUUUCAGUACGUGGUGGGGGGAUAACACUUUGUUUCUGAGUUGUUUUGUAGUUGUGCACUUUGUUUAUAAGUUAUAAAGUAUAAAAUGCCACUUCCUGAAUGCCUUUUAUAAGAGUAAUAAAUCUUAACUGUG
Triplophysa dalaica is the source of this 2695-nucleotide messenger RNA. It is a transcript of the gene cldn30, whose product is annotated as claudin 30. Gene Ontology annotation, molecular function: structural molecule activity. Gene Ontology annotation, cellular component: bicellular tight junction; plasma membrane. The transcript is spliced from 2 exons. Bases 87 to 1397 code for a protein of 436 amino acids. Gene Ontology annotation, biological process: bicellular tight junction assembly; cell adhesion. NCBI's taxonomy places the organism in Eukaryota, Metazoa, Chordata, Actinopteri, Cypriniformes, Nemacheilidae. The record is from RefSeq and is a predicted model, not a curated record.